Molecule: messenger RNA, 2406 nt
Organism: Eleginops maclovinus (Patagonian blennie)
Lineage: Eukaryota; Metazoa; Chordata; Actinopteri; Perciformes; Eleginopidae
Gene: ntrk1
Product: neurotrophic tyrosine kinase, receptor, type 1
Exons: 17
Coding region: 1-2406 (801 amino acids)
Biological process (GO): multicellular organism development; positive regulation of phosphatidylinositol 3-kinase/protein kinase B signal transduction; positive regulation of neuron projection development
Cellular component (GO): signaling receptor complex; plasma membrane; axon
Molecular function (GO): neurotrophin receptor activity; ATP binding; transmembrane receptor protein tyrosine kinase activity
Source: RefSeq, a predicted model, not a curated record
AUGGCUGUGGCACCCUUUCCCCUGGCACUUCCCCUGGUGCUCGCCCUGCUCAGCCUGGCACCGGCGCCUGCUUUGGGAGGCUGCCCGGCGGCUUGCAGGUGUUCCUUCGCCAUGCUGCAGUGCCUGGAACCCAAUGGUAUCACCAGCAUCCCGGCACUGGCAUUACAAGAGAGCGAGAAUGUGACAGAGAUUUACAUUGAAAACCAAGACGCCCUGGAGAAUAUAACAGAGAUUGAUCUCGUUAACUACAGAGAACUGAAAAACCUCACGGUCACAUCAUGUAAGCUGAGGCUCAUCUCUUUCAAUGCCUUCCAAUUCAACCUCAAGCUGCAGUAUGUGAACCUGGCAUCAAACUCCCUGGAACACAUCUCCUGGAGGGUGUUUCAUUUUCUACCACUGCUCAACCUGGUUUUGAGGGACAACCCCUUCAUUUGCUCAUGUGACCUCCACUGGCUCCAGCAGUGGCAGCAUAAUGAACGUGGAGACCUGGACAACCAGAUGUUGUCUUGUUACUCCAAUCAUCAAGAAGUACCCCUCAACUCCUUGGUGAUAGACAACUGCAGUCUACCCGAGGUGACUAUUGUUUCCUUCAAAGACUCAAAAAUUAAAGAAGGAGGCAACCUGACGUUUGCGUGUCAAGUGACAGGAAGUCCCACGCCCAGCGUGAGAUGGCAAACUGACAAUCUCCGCUCUCACUUCUUCACUCAGGAGAGAAUCUGGGGCUCCACGUUAGAGCUGGUCCUUUUCCUCACCAACGUUUCUUCCGAUGACAACCUGCACAACCUAACUUGUGAGGCCGAGAACCAAGCUGGGCCCGGGGAGGAGAUGGUGCCAUUGGACAUUGAGUUUCCAGCCAAAAUCAUCUUCCUGAAGGACGCUGAGCCGCAGCACCACUGGUGUUUCCCCUUUGCUGUGGAUGGAAAUCCUGAACCAAAUAUCACUUGGCGCAACAAUGACAGGGAACUGAGAAUGAGCACAUACACAUACACCCAGCUUAUCCCCGAUCUGGGUGACGGAUCAGUGAAACACGGGUGUCUCUUCCUCAACAAACCCACCCACAUCAACAACGGUUUUUACACUCUGAUCGUGCAGAACCAUCUGGGGAGGGAUGAGGCCACAGCUGAGGGGCUGUUCAUGGAAAACCCCUUCGACCAUUCAGAUCCUGAGGGGAUAAUUCCAGUCCCUGAUGUCGUUCCAACACCGACAAACAAAUCAGACAUGGACGUCACAGAGAACUCGGAGAGUCGCGUGUUUGUGGUGUUGGUGGCUGUGAGCCUCGCUGCGUUUGCCUGCAUUUUUCUUCUCGUCAUGGUUUUGGUUAUCAACAAGUGCGGUCAGCAUUCCAAGUUUGGGAUCCACCGUUCAUCAGUUUUGGGCACUGGGGAUGAUCUGGCCGUGUCGCUUCGUUUUAUGAACUUUGGAACCAGCCCGCCUUCCUCAGAUGAAGACUCUGGUUUAUCCAGCUUUGUAGAAAACCCACAGUACUUCUGUGGGAUCAUCAAGGAGAAAGACAUGUGUGUCCAGCAUAUUAAACGACAGGACAUUGUGUUGAAGUGGGAGCUAGGUGAGGGAGCGUUUGGGAAGGUCUACCUGGCAGAGUGUGCGCAUCUCAGCCCCGACAGUGACAAGAUGCUGGUGGCCAUCAAGACCCUCAAGGACGCCAACGAGUCCACCCGGCAGGACUUCCAGAGGGAGGCGGAGCUUCUGACGGUGCUCCAACACCAGCACAUUGUGCGAUUCUACGGCGUGUGCACGGACGGAGAGCCGCUGGCCAUGGUGUUUGAAUACAUGAGGCACGGAGACCUCAACCGAUUUCUUAGAGCUCACGGCCCUGACGCUUGUAUCCUGGAGGAGACCAAGAUGCCCCCGCUGGGUCAGCUCACUCUUCCUCAGAUGCUGCACAUCGCUGCUCAGAUCGCCUCGGGCAUGGUCUACUUGGCAUCGCUGCACUUUGUCCACCGUGACCUGGCCACCCGCAACUGUCUGGUGGGGGAGGGCCUGGUGGUCAAAAUUGGAGACUUUGGCAUGUCCCGAGACAUCUACAGCACAGAUUACUACCGAGUGGGCGGACGUACGAUGCUGCCUAUCCGCUGGAUGCCGCCGGAGAGCAUCAUGUACCGGAAGUUCACCACGGAGAGCGACAUCUGGAGCUUCGGUGUUGUCCUGUGGGAGAUCUUCACCUACGGCAAACAGCCCUGGUACCAGCUGUCCAACAGUGAGGCCAUUGAAUGCAUCACGCAGGGACGGGAGCUGGAAAGGCCGCGUACCUGCCCCAAGGAGGUGUACCUGCUGAUGCAGGGCUGCUGGCAGAGAGAGCCCCAGCAGAGGAUGGUAAUCAAGGACAUCCACAGCCGCCUGCUGGCCCUGGUCAAGAACCCACCCGUUUACCUGGAUAUCCUGGGCUAA